AUGGCUGACGGCAUCAAGGUUCAGCCUUCUUCGGCCGAGUACUACAGGACCGUCUUCAGAGGAGUCCCGGAACAUCUGGAGACCGCUGACAUCGAGGAAAAAGGUUUCCAACCAUCAUCCGUCACCAGGAUGAUGCGAGGAAAUCGACCGCUCCCCCUGGAUUUGGUUCAAGUGAACCAAAAUCAGAAGCAUAUUUAUGACAUCCGGGAUCUCCUCAACGUUAUACAACACCAAAAAACCAAAACACCAAACCCCAAUCAACCCCAACCACCCCAACCCCAACACCACACCAACCCCAACACCAAAAAACACUGGAGGAUCAAAGUAGCUGCAAAUGCCCCCCGAAAUGCACCCACACCUGGAAAGCAUCCUGCCGGUGCAUCUGGCACACGCUCGGGAAUGAGCUACGCAGGAGCGGCCAAGAGCGGUAACACCUCCGCCAGGCCGACAGAGGCGCUCAGUAGUCCCCGCCCGUCGAAGGUAGCUGAUUUCUAUCACGACUCGUCGAGUGGAAACCAAAUGGAUGUAGUUGUUGUGCGUAUAAUGUAUCUUGAGAAGGAGGAAGAGGAAAUUGACCUCGUCAUCAACACUGAUGCUGAUAAAACAUUAUCCAGUUUCUGCAAGUGGCAAGAGAAAAUAAAUCCCAAAGAUAUCGAGAAUCCAAAUCAUCACGAUAUCGCCGUUUUGCUCACAAGAUAUGAUAUCUGCGCUGAUGCAGGAGCAGAUUGCGGCUUGAUGGGUCUAGCAUACGUUGCAGCUGCUUGCACUUCCAACGAAAACUGUGCAAUCAAUGAGGACGGAGGUUUGGUUCUAGGAAUUGUAGUCGCCCAUGAAAUGGGACACGUAAUGGGAUGCUCUCAUGACAAAGAAGGCGAGUCUUCCUGCGCUGCUCAAGACAAAGACGAAUCAUAUUUCGUUAUGGCGCCUUAUGUCCACGUUUUCACAACGAAAUGGUCUACGUGUAGUAGAGGAUUCAUCACCGCACUGUUUGAAAACAGCCUUGGUGAUUGCCUUAAUGAUGAACCCCAAACAUCUCUUUAUGCUUAUAAAUAUGCCCUUCCUGGCACAAUCUAUGAUGCUGAAGCCCAAUGUGAUAUUCAGUUUCCUGGUUCUAAGUUGUGUCAUACAGACGAAGACAAAUUUUGUGAAAUGUUACUUUGUCAAACAACUCCGGAUUCUUGUUUAUCAGAUGAGGAGCCUCCACAAGAUGGUACAAAAUGCGGAAAAAAUAAGUGGUGUUUUCACAAGAAAUGUAUAGAAGUGGGAGAACGUCCUGAAGCAAUCAAUGGAGGAUGGGGUUCAUAUGGUUCUUGGUCUAGUUGCUCUAGAACAUGUGGAGGAGGCGUGUCAAUAUCUCAAAGAGAAUGCGACAAUCCUGUACCGCAAUAUGGAGGAAGAUAUUGCCUUGGAGAGAGGAAAAAAUAUAAAAUUUGUAAUAAAGAUCCCUGUCCACCGGAUCAACCAUCUUUUCGAGAGGUCCAAUGCACGGAGCACAAUGAGAAACCGUUCAAUGGAAAAUUACAUACCUGGACACCACAGUUUGAAAAAGAUGAACCCUGUGUUUUGUACUGCAGCAAUGAGGAAAAUGCUUAUGCUAAACUGGAACCACGAGUCAAAGAUGGAACAUCUUGUAAAACCGGAACGAAAAAUAGGUGUAUCAGUGGAGUAUGUCGUAAAGUCGGAUGCGACUUUCAGCUCGACUCCGACGCUGUCGAAGAUGUAUGCGGAAUUUGUAAUGGUGAUGGAACGCAGUGUAAAAUUAUCGAAGAGGUUUAUAAAGAUACCGGCGCUCGUGAUUACAAAAAAGUGGCCACCAUUCCGCAGGGCAGCAGGAACGUUGAUAUCAAAGAGUUGGCGCCUUCAGUGAAUACGCUGGCAAUUAGUGAUAAGAGCGAGAAAGUAUUUUACUUGAACGGCAAUCACAUAGAAGAUAGAGAUGGUGAUAAAAAAUUCGGAAAAGUUGAAGGUGUUUAUGCGCAUCCGGAACCAGGUAGGGAGACACUGGUAAUAAGUGGUCCAAUAACUGAAGACUUGAUAUUUUUCGUAAGUAUGCAUUCAAAUACGUAACGACAGUA
Molecule: messenger RNA, 2075 nt
Organism: Leptinotarsa decemlineata (Colorado potato beetle)
Lineage: Eukaryota; Metazoa; Arthropoda; Insecta; Coleoptera; Chrysomelidae
Product: A disintegrin and metalloproteinase with thrombospondin motifs 12
Biological process (GO): proteolysis; extracellular matrix organization
Cellular component (GO): extracellular matrix
Molecular function (GO): metalloendopeptidase activity
Source: RefSeq, a predicted model, not a curated record